This is a messenger RNA of Podospora bellae-mahoneyi, 3783 nucleotides long. RefSeq lists its product as uncharacterized. Gene Ontology annotation, biological process: carbohydrate metabolic process. The transcript has a single exon. Gene Ontology annotation, molecular function: hexosyltransferase activity; UDP-glycosyltransferase activity. The record is from RefSeq and is a predicted model, not a curated record. The coding region runs from base 1 to 3783 and encodes 1260 amino acids. Lineage: Eukaryota; Fungi; Ascomycota; Sordariomycetes; Sordariales; Podosporaceae.
AUGACGGGAGACUUUGAGUCCCCAAGCCCAGGAGGCCAUCUGCCCACCGAGGCCGAGACCAAAGAUGGAAACCUCAGGCUAGUUACCGAGACCCAAAACGGCCAGCAGGUUACUGUUGUCCGUGAUGCCGAUAACCACAUUGUGUAUCCCACCUACGUCCCACCUGCAACUCUCUCUCCUGUGUCAGGAGAUUCGCCUUCUACAUCGCCCUCACCAAAGACUACCACCAUGUCCGAACCGAAUCAAGAUAGGGAAAAGGGGGGGCAGCGGGAGGCAAAAGGGAAGCAGCAAGCGGAGGAACCAAAAGUCGAACAACCUCGCAAGGUCCAGACAGAACCAACAGACAGAACAGCCUCCCCUCGCCCCCAAGCUCGAAACUGGGCCACCGAAUUCCCCCAACCCGACAAAACCUUCACCAUGCCUGCUCCCCCUCGUCGAGCCGGCACGAAUCUUUCGGCGAUUCCCCCUGGAGUAGACUAUUCUAGCAGCAGCGACUCCUCUUCUUCUUCUUCCGACGACGAAGAAGACUACCAUACCCAGCUUUCCAACAAAAAGAAGCACAAGAAGAAAUCCAAGAAACCAACCCCCGAGGAAGAAGAAGACCGAUACCGCCGCUUCAAGAUCGGAAACCCUCACUACAAAACCCGCGGCAAGGUCUCCAAGCGCGACGGCCGGCUGAGCAUUUCUGUCAAGGACACCUCCCAGACGGGGUAUCUAGCCAAAGCUCUCGGGACCGCAGCAAAGCACAUGGUGCCACUGAAGCCGCCCCCGGGCGGUUCAGACUCUGAAUCCUCCAAGUCGGUCGCCGCCCACUUCAAGGGGGUUCCCACCCGGAAACGGACCGCUUCCACGAUCGAUAUCAAGUCGCUCAAACCACCCAAACUCAACAUCGUGAUCAUGGUCAUUGGCUCCCGGGGUGACGCACAACCGUUUCUCAAGAUUGGGAAGAUCCUCAAGGAGAAGUACGGACACCGCGUCCGUAUUGCCACCCACCCCGCCUUUAGGGACUUUGUCGAGCAGGACUCUGGACUGGAGUUUUUUUCUGUCGGGGGGGACCCGUCUGAGCUGAUGAGCUUCAUGGUGAAGAACCCGGGCAUGAUUCCGACCUUGUCGUCGGUCAAGGCGGGGGACAUACAGAAGCGGCGGGCGGCCAUGGCGGAGAUGUUUCAGGGGUUUUGGAAGGCGUGCAUCAACGCCACCGACGACGAGCACGACGUGAAGAACAUCAAGAUGAUGGGCAAGCGGGACCCGUUCGUGGCGGAUGCGAUCAUUGCGAACCCGCCGAGCUUUGCGCACAUUCACUGCGCCGAGGCGCUGGGGAUUCCGUUGCACUUGAUGUUUACUUUUCCUUAUACCCCGACGCAGGCGUUCCCGCAUCCGCUGGCGAGCAUUAAGAGGAGCAAUGUGGAGGAGGGGUAUACGAACUUUAUCAGUUACCCGUUGGUGGAGAUGAUGGUGUGGCAGGGUUUGGGAGACUUGGUGAAUGAGUUUAGGGUUGGGACGCUGGGGCUGGAUCCGGUGAGCACGCUCUGGGCUCCCGGGGCGACGUAUCGGUUGCAUGUGCCGUUUACGUAUCUUUGGAGUCCGGGGUUGGUGCCGAAGCCGGGGGAUUGGGGGGAGGAGGUGGAGGUGGCGGGGUUUGUGUUUUUGGAGCUGGCAGAUAAUUUUAAGCCGCCGGGGGAGCUCGAGAGGUUUUUGGGGAGAAGCGAUCAGGGUGGUGGGGAGGGGGAGGAGAGGGUGGAUGAGAAGCCGGUGGUGUAUAUUGGGUUUGGGAGCAUUGUUGUGGAUGACCCGGAGAGGUUCACCGAGAUGAUCUUUGAGGCGGUGGAGUUGGCGGGUGUGAGGGCGUUGGUUAGUAAGGGGUGGGGAGGACUGGGGGGGGACAAGUUGGAUGUUCCCGAGGAUGUGUAUAUGCUUGAUAAUACGCCUCAUGACUGGCUGUUCCCUAGGGUGAAGGCGUGUGUCAUCCAUGGAGGGGCGGGGACGACGGCGAUCGCGUUGAAGUGUGGGAAGCCGACGAUGAUUGUGCCGUUUUUUGGGGAUCAGCAUUUUUGGGGGAGCAUGGUUGGCAAUGCGGGGGCUGGGCCGGAGGCGGUGCCGUAUAAGGAGCUGACGGCGGAGAAGUUGGCGGAGGGGAUCAAGUUUUGUUUGAGGGAUGAGGCUAGGGAGGCGGCGGAGAAGAUUGCGAGGGAUAUUGAACGGGAGGGGGACGGGGCGGAGAAUGCUUGUGAGGCCUUCCAUAAGGGGUUGUUGAUUCAGAGAGAGGUGAAGGGAGGGGGGAGGAGCUCGAUGAGGUGUUCGAUUCUGCCGGAUCAGGUGGCGGUUUGGCGGAUGAAGGAGACGGGGUUGAGGUUGAGCCCUAUUGCGGCGGAAAUGUUGGUGGAGAGGGGGCUGGUGAGCUGGAAGAAGCUGAGGUUGUUGAGACAUAACGAGUGGAAUGAUUUUGAGGGGCCGGGGGAGCCGGUGACGGGUGUGGCGGGGUCGAUCAUGGGGACGGUUGGGAAUGUUUUUGGGGGGAUUGGGGGGGUGCCGUAUCGGGUUGCGAAGAGUGCUAAGAAGCGGAAGGAUAAGGAGAAGGGGAAGAGGAAGAAGAGGAAGGAUGACAAGAGGCAGCAGCAGCAGCAGCAGCAGAACGGGAAUGACGAGGGGGAUGGGGAGGAGCCACCUCAAGCUGAGACUGCUACUACUCAUGCCAUUGACGACCGGAGAUCGGACUCUUCUUCUGUACGCUCCAACCCGGCAGAGGAAGUAGCUCAUCAUGUCGGUCGUGGCGCCCUCAAAUCGGCCUCCGCCAUCGCCAAAGCCCCUGUCGACCUCAGCUUGGCCCUCGCUCAAGGCUUCCACAACGCCCCUAGACUUUAUGGAGACGACACCGUCCGGCGACCCAUCCGCGUUACUGGGAUGAAAUCAGGUCUCAAAGCAGCCAGAAAUGAAUUCGCGUACGGCAUCUACGACGGCGUCACGGGCGUCGUUCGCCUCCCCUACCGCGGAGCAAAAGAAGGUGGCCUUGGUGGGUUUGCAAGGGGCGUGGGUAUGGGACUUACAGGGCUUGUGCUCAAGGACCUGGCUGCUGUCAUUGGGCCGGUUGGGUACACGCUCAAGGGAGUGGUCAAGCAAGCUGAACGGGGGAAGCAGCCGAUCAAGUACAUCAGGCGGGCGAGGAUUGUUCAGGGUGAACGAGACACGGAGGCGUUGAGCGAGGAAGAAAAGGCGAGGUUGAGCAAAGAGGCGGUGAAGGGGUGGUCGGUGAUGUGGAAGUUGUGGGACGAGAUGGUCAAGCAGGAGAAGAAGAAGAAGCGGGGGAGGAGCAUCAAGGCUAAGCUUGGAGGGAAGGCGAGGAGGCGCCGAAAGAGAAAGGAAUGGGACGUGGUGUUUGAGAGUGUGGAGGUUGCGGAGAAGGCGUUGGAGGCGCUGAAGAAGGGGGAGGAUAUGGAUGUUGUUUUGGAGCGGGUGGAGAAGGAGAGGGGGGCGGGUCAUAGUCCUGUUGCGGUUGAGAAUGGGCAGUCGAACAUGUUGGAGAGUACGGAAAAUAAGGACUUUGCGGGGGUUGGGAAAAGGGAGGCGGAUGCUGAGACUGCUAGGACGAAGGUUCCUAGUCCGUUGGAGAUGAAUGGGGUGGGUAGUGGGAGCAAGGUUGAUGGGGAGGUAGUGAUGGGUGAGGAAAAGAAGGAGGAGAAGGAGGAGGAUAUGAAGGAGAAUCCGUUCUCGGUGGCCACGCCGGCGAUUGCAAAGAAUAAGGAGGAGAAUAGGCUGACGAUGGAGGCUAUUGAGGUUAGGCCUUAG